GCAACCAAUACAACACAGCACCUACUCGCUACGCAAGCACUACUGUCGUCCCUGCCUCUGAGGGACUUGUUCUAUGUUAACACCCUUAAGCUAUCCUAUCAUCAACACCGUCUCGUCAAGUCUGCCAGCGCUUCACGCCAUGAGCCAGAUGCUGCUGGAGAAGACAAUGCGCCGGGGCCUCGCCACGGUCUCGGCCGCAGCGAGCUCCGCUGUUGGCCGGCCCAUCCCCAUGGCUGUUAGGCCGUCUUUGACGCUUGGAAACGUUCGUGGCAUGCGCCUGGGUGUUCCGGAGCUGGCCUUCAGGUCGCCGAUGCGCUCGAUGGCCGCUGCCAGCGCGGCCGCUGAGGCCCUCCCGGUGGCACCCAGCCACAGCUGCGCUGCUGACCCCGACAAGCACCCGCACCUGCCCGACCCCCGCCCGAAGCCGGCCGUGGACGCGGGCAUCAACGUCCAGAAGUAUGUGCAGGACAACUACACCGCUUACGCCGGCAACUCGUCCUUCCUGGCUGGCCCCACUGACAACACCAAGAAGCUGUGGAGCGAGCUGGAGAAGAUGAUUGCCACCGAGAUCGAGAAGGGCGUGAUGGACGUGGAUCCCUCCAAGCCCUCCACCAUCACCGCCUUCCCGCCCGGCUACAUCGACAAGGACCUGGAGACGGUGGUGGGGCUGCAGACCGACGCGCCGCUCAAGCGCGCCAUCAAGCCCCUGGGCGGCGUCAACAUGGUCAAGGCGGCGCUGGAGUCGUACGGCUACACCCCCGACCCCGAGGUGGCCCGCCUGUACAGCACGGUGCGCAAGACGCACAACAGCGGCGUGUUUGACGCCUACACGGACGAGAUGCGCGCCGCGCGCAAGAGCGGCAUCCUGUCCGGCCUGCCCGACGGCUACGGCCGCGGCCGCAUCAUCGGCGACUACCGCCGCGUGGCGCUGUACGGCGUGGACGCGCUGAUCAAGGCCAAGAAGACCGACCUGAAGCACAACCUGCUGGGCGUGAUGGACGAGGAGAAGAUCCGCCUGCGCGAGGAGGUGAACGAGCAGAUCCGCGCGCUCAGCGAGCUCAAGGAGAUGGGCGCCGCCUACGGCUUCGACCUGAGCCGCCCCGCCGCCAACUCGCGCGAGGCGGUGCAGUGGCUGUACUUCGGCUACCUGGGCGCCGUCAAGGAGCAGGACGGCGCCGCCAUGAGCCUGGGCCGCAUCGACGCCUUCCUGGACACCUACUUUGAGCGCGACCUCAAGGCCGGCACCAUCACUGAGGCCGAGGUGCAGGAGCUGAUCGACCACUUCGUCAUGAAGCUGCGCAUCGUGCGCCAGCUGCGCACGCCCGAGUACAACGCGCUGUUUGCCGGCGACCCCACCUGGGUCACCUGCGUGCUGGGCGGCACUGACGCCAGCGGCAAGGCCAUGGUCACCAAGACCAGCUUCCGCCUGCUCAACACCCUGUACAACCUGGGCCCCGCGCCCGAGCCCAACCUGACGGUGCUGUGGAACGACAACCUGCCCGCGCCCUUCAAGGAGUUCUGCGCCAAGGUGUCGCUGGACACCAGCUCCAUCCAGUACGAGUCCGACAACCUCAUGAGCAAGCUGUUUGGCUCCGACUACUCCAUCGCCUGCUGCGUGUCGGCCAUGCGCGUGGGCAAGGACAUGCAGUACUUUGGCGCCCGCGCCAACCUGCCCAAGCUGCUGCUGUACACGCUCAACGGCGGCCGCGACGAGGUGUCGGGCGACCAGGUGGGGCCCAAGUUCGCGCCGGUGCGCAGCCCCACCGCGCCGUUGGACUAUGAGGAGGUCAAGGCCAAGAUCGAGGACGGCAUGGAGUGGCUGGCCUCCAUGUACGCGAACACCAUGAACAUCAUCCACUACAUGCACGACAAGUACGACUACGAGCGGCUGCAGAUGGCGCUGCACGACACGCACGUGCGCCGCCUGCUGGCGUUCGGCAUCAGCGGCCUGUCCGUGGUGACCGACUCGCUGUCGGCCAUCAAGUACGCCCAGGUGACGCCCGUGAUUGACGAGCGCGGCCUCAUGACGGACUUCAAGGUGGAGGGCAGCUUCCCCAAGUACGGCAACGACGAUGACCGCGUGGACGAGAUCGCCGAGUGGGUGGUGUCCACCUUCUCCAGCAAGCUGGCCAAGCAGCACACCUACCGCAACUCGGUGCCCACGCUGUCGGUGCUGACCAUCACCUCCAACGUGGUGUACGGCAAGAAGACGGGCUCCACCCCCGACGGCCGCAAGAAGGGCGAGCCCUUCGCGCCCGGCGCCAACCCGCUGCACGGCCGCGACGCCCACGGCGCUCUGGCCUCGCUCAACUCGGUGGCCAAGCUGCCCUACACCAUGUGCCUGGACGGCAUCUCCAACACCUUCUCGCUCAUCCCCCAGGUGCUGGGCAGGGGCGGCGAGCACGAGCGCGCCACCAACCUGGCCUCCAUCCUGGACGGCUACUUUGCCAACGGCGGCCACCACAUCAACGUCAACGUGCUCAACCGCUCCAUGCUCAUGGACGCCGUGGAGCACCCCGAGAAGUACCCCAACCUCACCAUCCGCGUGUCCGGGUACGCUGUGCACUUCGCGCGCCUCACGCGCGAGCAGCAGCUGGAGGUGAUCGCGCGCACCUUCCACGACACCAUGUAAGGAAGUGGCGGCCGGGGCGAGAGCAAGGAGGCGAGCCAGUGACACGGUCUGCUGUGCUAUAAUCUGACGGUUGGCGCAGCGUGCGCAAGGAAUGGGGGCAGCAUCCAUGCUAGGCCGGAGCUGCAAGGCGAUGGUCUGGCCUUGUCUAAGCUUACGCAUUGGCAAGACGUAGAAACAUGCGUGGGCGGCUUUACAUUCCAAGGAACGAAGCAUCAGAAGGAAGGCCGCAUGGAGGCCACGUGCGAGGGUUAGUCGGAUAUUGCCGUGCCCGGCCCGUACUGCGUCGUUGUAGCGGGCGGACUUAAAACGGGCGAUACAGCAGUUACAUCCGUGUGUGAUGAACCACCGUACCAUUUAUCAUUUUAGAGUGUGUGCAGAGUGCAAGCUUAUGAAGAAUAAUACUGGGUAGGGGCGUUGUGGUUCAGGGGUGAUUGCGUGGUACGCGCCCAAUCGGCGCUGUGUGAUUGAGAGGACGUGAUCCUGACACAGGGCAUAUUGAUAAGUCAAUGACAGCGAGGCGGCCUGGUUAGGGUGCCUUCUGCCUUGGAUAAGCCCUAACUGUGGUUCUUUCGCUGUGUUAGGGUUAGGUGUGACUUGCAUGGUGCAUUGAGCCGGGUGAGCGAGCGUGUGCAAACUUCGUACGGCCAGUGAGCCAGAGAUGCGUCGAGGCGAUGAGCUACUCAAGCAAUCGUGUAACUCGAUUCUCGCUACAGAGGACUUGGCACAUCGGUGCACCCACGCCGUGGUCCACCUGGGGCCGCAUGGCCCAUAAUGA
This is a messenger RNA of Chlamydomonas reinhardtii, 3407 nucleotides long. RefSeq lists its product as uncharacterized. Gene Ontology annotation, molecular function: formate C-acetyltransferase activity. The transcript has 10 exons. Gene Ontology annotation, cellular component: cytoplasm; cytosol. The record is from RefSeq and is a predicted model, not a curated record. NCBI's taxonomy places the organism in Eukaryota, Viridiplantae, Chlorophyta, Chlorophyceae, Chlamydomonadales, Chlamydomonadaceae. Bases 140 to 2632 code for a protein of 830 amino acids. Gene Ontology annotation, biological process: L-threonine catabolic process; carbohydrate metabolic process.